GUUUUAACGAUUUUACCACCUGGGCGCCAUUUUGACACUACAGAAUGAACUUUGUUUACAUUCGACGAGCAAGCAACAUGCAACCCGGCUUUGGAGUUAUAUUUUACGAAUGGAAUUAGAGAUUUGAAUGUGAUUUUUUUGUAUAUCCUUAUUUUGCAUCUAUUUAAUCAUGGAUCUUUACAAAAAAACAUACGUUGAGGCCCUUGCUAACAACGAGCAGGAGAUCGAAAAAUGGAAAACCUACCGAAACGAACAUCAACAAGUCAGUGAUAAUCUUAAAAUGUACCAAAGUCAACUGAAAGUAGAUAUACUUAUUCCGAUUGGCUCCAAAGCGUUUCUGCCGGGACAGCUCUAUCACACCGGCGAAGUGAUGACUAGUCACGGUAGUGGCUAUUUCUCCGAUUGUUCGGUUGAUCAGGCCAAACGUAUCAUAGAUCAUCGCAUAAACAAUGCCGAUAAAAUGCUACUUAAUUACGAACGCGAGAAAGAACUUUUUAAUGAUAAGCUACAGAUGCCAUUCUCAGAAGAUGCAUUUGGUGGACAUGAAAUUGUGGAGGAAUAUGAUGAAGCUCGGGAGAAUCUUUGGCGCCAAGAACACCGUAAUCGAAUGAAGGAAGCUAAAAGGCGUGAAGCUUUGUCCCGACAAGAAAACAGAACCGGCAAAGAUCAGGAUCUUUUUGAUCGUUUGGAAGAGCUGGAGCUCAUGGAAGAGCUUGAGCAUGAGAUGAAUAAUCUGGAUGUGCCAAUAGAGGAUGAUGAACAUUUGCGGAAACUGAUGUGCGGUGAAAUAAAAGUGAAUAAUAAAAAGAGGAUGGCACAUAGUUCAGUAGAUGGAAACACAAACAACACAAACAAUUCCUCACCAAGUUCUUUAGCGAUCAACUUAAAUAAGGAUGAUGAGCCAUAUGAAAUUCAAACAACAGAUGAUGAAAGCUCUAACUCUUCCGAAGAAUCAUACAGUGAUGUAUCAUCGGAGUUUGUUAAACUGCUUCAGGUAACAAAAUCAAUGAACAAACGAGACAAAAUCGCUGCAUUUAAACAAAAAUUAAGAGAAAUUGAUGAAAAACUCCGACAAAGUAGUGUCACUGUCGAGGAGAAGUUGGAUAUUUGUGAUCUCCGGUACGAGGUGGAGGAAGCUCUUGAUUUUUUGAACCCCUCUUGGGAAUCGCAAUCGGCUGCAGCCCAAGAUGAGACCGAUGUUAGCACUAAAAGAAAAAUAAAGUUUUCUGACACUAAUAGUGUAAAAAUAAUCGAAGGCAAGGAGUCAAUUUCAGAUAUGGAAAUGUGUAACUUACAUGAUGUCAACGCUGGUCCGACAUUAGAAUUGCAAGUAAAUCAUUCUCCAGCAGUGAGUAAGGAAACGCAUAUAAAUGACGGAGAUGAAAUAAAGAGCCCCGUCGAUAUUUACCGACUGUUUGAGCAUUGCUUACAGAAAGAAGAUAAUGUUGGCUCAGCUGUAGAGAUAAAAUCAAUCUUGAAGAAUCGAGAUAUGGUGCUGGCCGAAACGCACCAUGCAGAGGCUCCACCAUUGACGAAAAAUCGAAAAAAUCAAGAAAUACUUCCUGUUGAUAUCAUUGGAGAUGUGAUAGAACACAAAGCAGAGGAUUCAAUCCGGACAGUAUCUGUUAAAUCACGAAAAGUUAGCCGAUUUAAGCAACAGAAACGUUAGCGUGUCGAAUGUGUUCAUAAACGUAUGACUAUCACUGUAAACGAGGAUCAGCUCGACAAUCAACUGUUUUACCACAUUUAUAUUGCAGGGAAAACAUCAACAAACAAGCUUCCCAAUAACGAUGAGUUUAAAAAUAACUUGUAGCCAAGCAACCUAAAUGUUGUGAUGAACUGUUGAGUAUAAUAAAUUGUGACAAUAAACGUGAAGGAUGACAAGGAUAGAUCGGAACAAAAUACCAGUCGAUGAACAGACAGAUUUGUCGAUAACAAAUAAUAACAUAUGCUUAAGUCUAGACUAUUUGAUACAACUCGACGACUUUCAUAAACUUAGGUUCAAAUAAACGAUGCAAUAUCAGAACAAGCAACAAUUGCGGCCAAAAUACUGACCAACAUUUCGUAAAAUCAUAAUUUCACCUUUAGUUUGAUUGAGAAAGGAUUUUACGUAUUGAUUAUGUGCUUCAAGGUUAUGGUUUUAAUGGAGAAGUAGUAAGCAGGCAAAUUUGGUCAGUUCGAUACAUUAUGCAGUCCCACGAAUGACCCAAAUUGUAAAAUUCUGGCAAGGCCUCGGACUAGAAAUUAUUGCUAACGAAUCUUGAGUACAAAUAACUUCUGGGUGGAAGUGUUAGACGACACUGACACUGAUAAAAUAAUUGAC
Messenger RNA from Topomyia yanbarensis, 2323 nucleotides. It is a transcript of the gene uri, whose product is annotated as unconventional prefoldin RPB5 interactor-like protein. The record is from RefSeq and is a predicted model, not a curated record. Gene Ontology annotation, biological process: negative regulation of transcription by RNA polymerase II; negative regulation of phosphatase activity. The transcript has 4 exons. Lineage: Eukaryota; Metazoa; Arthropoda; Insecta; Diptera; Culicidae. Bases 170 to 1669 code for a protein of 499 amino acids. Gene Ontology annotation, molecular function: chromatin binding; phosphatase inhibitor activity; transcription corepressor activity.